UGGAGCGGGGCGGGGGAAAGUUUGGCACCCUGGAAGGGGUUGUCAAACUGGGGUGGGCGGGGCGCCCGAGGGUACUUUAGCCCUCCGAAUUCAGGGUCGCCCGCUGCCCGGACCUGAGGCGGUGUGCGGCCAUGGACCGCGGAGCUGCCGCGGCCCAGGGCACUGCCCCGCCUCAGGUUGGCGAGCAGCCCGCGGAGUCUCCGGAGCCGCCGCCGCCGUGGCCACCGCCGAAGCCGCCGCCGCCGCCGCCGGCGCGAGCUCCUCAGCUGCUCCACGAGCCUUCGCCGGAACCGGCACCGCAGUUCUGUCCAGAGCCUGCUCCAGAACCCGGUCCGGAGGCGACCCCAGAACCAGCCUCAGAACUAGACAUAGAACCGAUCCCAGAACCAGAUAUAGAACCGGUCCCAGAGCCCACCCCAGAACCAGCCACAGAACUAGACACAGAACCGAUCUCAGAACCAGCCACGGAACCAGCCCCCGAGCCGGCCCCAGAACCAGCCCCAGAACCGGCCCCAGAGCCGGCCCCAGAACCAGCCCCAGAUCCGGCCCCUGAGCCGAUCCCAGUACCAGCCGUAGAACCGGCCCCCGAGCCGGCCCCAGAACCAGCCACAGAACCAGCCACAGAGUCCUGCCCUGAGCCGGCUCAAGUGUCCCGUCCGGAGCCGAGCCCAGCACCACAUCUAUUGCAGUGUCCGGUGGUCGCUCCAGAGGAGGGUCUAAGGACCUCGCCAUCGCCGCGAACGCUAGUGCCAGUACCGUUGUCCAAUAUAAAGAAAAUAUUGAAGGAAGGACCUCUGCUGAAGAACUGUAACUCCUUCAAGAGGUGGAAACUCAGAUAUUUUCUGGUUCGAGGACAAAGGCUCUGCUUUGCACACCAUCCUGCGUUUGCACGCUUUGAAACAAUUGAUCUGUCUCAAGUUGCCUUGGCAGAAAGCAGCUGUAGAAACCUUUGCCACAGUUUUUGCGUGAUCACACCACAACGAAAAGUUACACUGGCUGCACCCAACCGGAAAGAUAUGGAAGAAUGGAUUAACGUCAUAAAAACCGUGCAACAGGGAGAAAUUCGUAAGAUACCUGCAGCAGAAAACAACCCUUUUCUUGUUGGAAUGCACUAUUGGUACUCAAGCCACAGUCCCCGGACCCAGCACUGCAAUGUUUGUCGAGGGACCAUUCCUGCCUUAUCUCGAAAUGUUAUCAUCUGCGAAGUGUGCAAAGUAAAGUCUCACAGAUUAUGUGCUUUAAGAGCAAGCAAAGAUUGCAAGUGGAAUACAUUAUCCAUUACUGAUGACCUCCUCAUGCCUGCAGAUGAAGUAAAAACUAUGCCUCAUCAGUGGGUAGAAGGAAACAUAUCUGUCAGUUCUCAGUGCGCAGUAUGUCAUGAGAACUGUGGCAGUUAUCAGAGACUUCAAGAUUUCCGGUGUCUCUGGUGUAAUUCUACGGUGCAUGAUGACUGCAGGAGACGGUUUUCCAAGGAAUGCUGGUUUGGAAGUCAUCGAUCAUCAGUCAUUCCUCCCACUGCCCUCAGCGACCCCAAGGGUGAUGGCCAAUUAGUAGUAUCUCCAGAUUUCUGGAAUCUUGAUUGGUCUUCAGCCUGUUCAUGCCCCCUUCUCAUCUUCAUCAACUCCAAAAGCGGCGAUCACCAAGGGAUCGUCUUCCUCCGGAAAUUCAAGCAAUACCUUAACCCGUCUCAAGUGUUUGACCUUUUGAAGGGUGGACCUGAAGCCGGACUCUGCAUGUUCAAGAACUUCGCUCGCUUUCGCAUUGUGGUUUGUGGUGGAGACGGCAGCGUGAGCUGGGUCUUAUCUCUGAUUGAUGCCUUUGGAUUACAGGAACGGUGUCAGCUGGCAGUCAUCCCUCUUGGAACCGGUAAUGAUCUGGCCCGUGUCCUUGGCUGGGGUGCAUUCUGGAACAAAAACAAAUCGCCUCUGAACAUCCUCAACAGAGUGGAGCAAGCUGGUGUGAGGAUUCUAGACAGAUGGAGUGUGAUGAUCCGGGAGACUCCCAGACAAACCCCACUGCUAAGAGGACAAGUUGAAAUGGAUGUACCCCGAUUUGAGGCUGCUGCCAUCCAACACUUAGAAUCUGCAACCACUGAGUUGAACAAAAUCCUGAAGGCCAAGUACCCAACAGAGAUGAUCAUUGCAACCAGAUUCCUGUGCUCAGCAGUAGAAGAUUUUGUAGUUGAUAUUGUAAAGGCCUGGAGCCGGAUAAAACAGAACAAUACAGCAAUAGAGUCUGUGAUUUUGAAAAGCGACUUAAUGUAUGACAAGCUCAGUGUCCUGAUUGAUAUCCUUGCUGAGGAUGCAGCAGUUGAGAAGAGUACCACAGCACAUGCAGACAGUGCCAAGGCAGAUGGAAAGCCCUUCAUCCCUCAAAUAGACCACAUAGCCAAGUGCAAGUUGGAGCUGGCCACAAAGGCCCAGAAUCUCCAAAAGUCCUUGAAACUCAUCAUAUUCCAAGUUGAACAAGGUUCUCGUCUUGGUACUCUGUCUUCUAUAUCUUCUCUCAAAAGUGAAGACCUAGAUAACCUCAAUUUGGAGCACUUAUAUUUUACACCUGAAACUAUACGCUUCAAAGAAAGGUGUGUCAUGAACAACUAUUUUGGAAUUGGACUAGAUGCUAAAAUUUCUCUGGAAUUCAACACCAGAAGAGAUGAACACCCAGGACAAUACAAUAGCCGCCUUAAGAACAAGAUGUGGUAUGGCCUUCUGGGAAGCAAGGAACUUUUUCAGCGCUCUUACAGGAAACUGGAAGAACGAGUGCACCUGGAGUGUGAUGGAGAAGCCAUCUCCUUGCCAAACCUGCAAGGCAUUGUAGUGCUCAACAUUACCAGCUAUGCUGGAGGCGUCAACUUUUGGGGAAGCAGCACAGCUACCACAGAAUAUGAGGCUCCUGCGAUAGAUGAUGGGAAGCUAGAGGUAGUGGCAAUCUUUGGUUCUGUACAGAUGGCAAUGUCCCGUAUCAUCAACCUGCAUCAUCAUCGCAUCGCCCAGUGCCGUGAGGUGAUGAUAACCAUCGAUGGUGAAGAAGGUAUCCCAGUGCAGGUGGAUGGGGAGGCCUGGGUUCAGAGGCCAGGCCUUAUCAAGAUUAGAUACAAGAACACUGCCCAGAUGCUGACAAGAGAUCGGGACUUUGAGAACUCAAUGAAAAUGUGGGAGUGCAAGCAUUCUGAAAUCCAGGCUGCCUCUCAACCCCAGCUGGACUCCCAGGAAUCUCAAGAUAGCCUCUCUGAUGAGGAGUAUGCCCAGAUGCAGCACUUAGCUCAGCUUGCAGAAAACCUCAUCAGCAGACUUACUGACCUGAGCAAGGUCCACCAGCAUGUGUCUGUCCUCAUGGAUUCUGUGAAUGCCAGUGCUAACAUCCUGAAUGAUAUAUUUUACAACAAAGACAGUAGCAAUGAGGCAGGUGCAGCUUCCUGCACUCCCAUUGAGACUCUAACCAGAAAUGACGCAGUAGAUGUUACAUUUAGUCUUAAAGGGCUCUACGAUGACACCAAAGCUUUCCUGGAUGAAAACUUGCUGAGAAAUGCUGAGUAUGAGGCCACACUGCAAACUUCCCUGGAUGCCAUGAAUAAGGAGUUUGAAAAGCUAUCUGAGAUUGACUGGAUGAAUUCAAUCCUUUCUCCAGAGGAAAAGUCUUCAGACACUGACAGUAGAAGCCUCAGAUUGAAAGUUAAGUUCCCCAAAUUGGGGAAGAAGAAGCCAGAAGAGGAAGACAAACCUAAAUCAGGCCAAGGCAUCCAGGGUUUUAUUGGAAAUUUGUGGCACCGCAGACAUCGUGAAGAUGAAGCAAAAAAUGAUGAUCCUCCAACACCAUCAGGAUCUCAACUAUAACCCUUGAAAGCUGGAAGGAGAACUCACAACAUUUAGGAUUCUACUAAAAACUCUUGAAACCUCAAUACAGGCUAGACUAAAUUAUUUCAGAACAAACAUGAGCACCACCAAGAAAGAUCCUCCAAUUCUUUACACUAAUACAUUUUUUUCCUGGACUCAAUCAGGUCUCCUUAGAGGUUUACAUUUUCUCAUUGGCCAAAGAUUCUUGUUCCGAGUUGUCUUGUUCAGUUCUCCUUCUCUUCGUGCAUCUUGAGCAACUACAGUAUUUAAUUGAACUAAGCUUUUUGUGAAUGGCCUGGGAUCUACAAAGGAUUCAAGGGAGUUCACCUUUUCAGGGAGUUGGGGAAGGUUUUUCUCUGACUGGCAGAGAAACUGUUGAUGCUAGGGAAUGAAUGAAAGAAAUACUCUCAGGGAGAUGAGGAGAGGGGUCAGGACAGCCAGGCUUGGUGGUGUUUCUCCCCCAAUCCCUGCCAAUUGCAACUUGUGACUUCAGGAGGUCUCUCCUCGCAGGCUUAUUAAGAUGAGAACUAGGUCCUGGGGGCUUGUCCACUUGCCUCUUACAAUGACCAUGUGAAAUCUUUUCUUGUGGUGACUGCUCUCUCUGCAAACCCUUUCUGUUUUUCCAUGUGCGCAUGUAUGUCUUUGCACAUGUCCAGGUGGUGCUCUGGUGGCUGGGUGGGCCCAUUGGUUGGAACUCACCCCUAUGGCAACCAUACAGGCUCCCCUCCUACUGCCUUGAUCCUAGCCUGCAUGCCUCCAUGGAGUGUUUGCCUGCAUUCUUGCUGGAUUUUUUAACUAAAUGUUUUGCUGCUGUGCUGCAGUAUAGUUAUGUAUAGAGACAUAUAAAGAUGUAUAUAUAUAAAUAUAUAUAUAUAUUUUUAAGAACUGAAAAUACAACUCGACCUCUAAAUGACCCUAUAAUUUAUUGUGCUAACCCAGGAAUCCCUUCCCACCCUGAUCCCAUCCUCCACCCCCAUUACCCUACACACACAUAUGCCUCUACCAACUGCCCUAGUUCUUGGUGGAGCUUCUAAUCUUUUGGUGCAUUUUCAGUGUCUUAGAAGUGGCUGGGCUCUACCUAUGGCCCAGCUGAUUCUGACGCCCCCUUAAAAUUCUGAGCCAGGCCACAGAAAGGGGAACAAAAACACCAAUGCCCUAGAGAAGGGGGCUAAGCUGGCAUGCUGCCUUUUUCGCUCUAUCUGUCCUGGACUCUACAUCAGCAACUGCCCCAACCUGUGCUGUCCCCUUCCCCAAUAAACACUAUAUGGAGCAACCAGGCCUUGAGCUCUGUGACUCAGAUGUCUGAGCUAGGGACUGCCUGACAAUCAAGUCACAGCCUAGGCCCUUCCCCACAAGCUCCACCUUGGCCUGCAUCUUCUGGGCAGGCUGUUGGUUAAGUCCCCAAAUCACUUUUGAAUCUCCCUUCUUGCUCCUUUCCCUUGAGUACAGAGGGACAUUCAAAGUGACCAGAAAGUACAUGGGCCUGGGAAAAUGGAGGCUAAAAGCGUCUGCUUCUCCCAUGGUUCUUCUUCCAAAUUUCUCAUGAAAACAAACCAGGCCAAAAUUGCUCCAGAUCCCAAUUAGCAUUUUUUUGAAUGCCUGCGCCCAGUCAGGCAAAUCUAAUCAAACUCCAGUAUUUCUCCAGUGGUUCUCUCAUGUCCGCCUUGUAUCCCCACCCACCCUCAACUCAUACCUUUGAGUAAGUGUCCCUUCCCACUUAUCAAGAGAAAGCCAGGAAACUGGCCUCUCCCCACUUCUCAGACAAACUUAGCGUGCUCAAUUACCUGACUCAGUCCAAUCGCUGGUUUAUCGAGGUGCACAAUCCAACUCUAAGCACUGGUUCUCAACUCUGGAACUCCACCAGCCUAGCCCACUUAAACCAGCCACCUGUGUUCCACCUCUGCAGGGGUGAGGAGAAAAAUACUAACAAGGGGAUAGUCCCCAGACAUCUGAUUGCUGUGCCAAACAAACAAAAAAGUCCUAGCUCUACAACUAGGGAAGAAAGUUAAUGGGAAAACAUUUAAAACUUAUUUAAGCAUCAGAAUAUGUUAACUUACUGUGUGUAUUUAAGUGGGGAAUGUGCUGUUGCUGUGACUUUGGCUUUCUCCGCAUUACUCUUUCUUCCCAGGAGGAGGUAUUAGAUCAAAUCAAUAAGGUCACCGUUGCAGCCCAACUUGGCUCCUCCGUGGCUGCACACAUUAACAGCUGCACACACGCUCACUCACAGAGUUGGGAACCAAGUUGCAUUUUUUUCAGAAGAGCCUUUUUCAAAAUGAAAAAUUUCCAAAUGAGCAAAUUUAAGGAAACAAAGGGAAGUCCUGGGAGAGGGUAGCUUUUACUUGGCAGUGCCUAAGCAGGGCUGUGUCUUGUAAUUAUUUUUAUCACCAAUGACAGUAAACUGUAAUAGUACUCCAUCUCUUGUGUUUACUUUGCUGACUUACUAUCCGUCUUUGUAUGUUGUAAUGCUACUGUUGCUCUGUUGUACCAUCUGGAUUCCCUUUCACCCACCCUGUCCUCCCACCCUGAAUCAGAAUGAUAUUGAAUGAAACCACUAAGAUUGGAGGCUGGAGUCAACUCCUGGAGCAGAAUUGAUAGGGGAUGAGGCCCAGGAGCAGGUGUGGCUUGCUAAAUCCCUUGGUUACCUCCUAAACUGCUUAGUUACCAGUUGUUUCCCAAAACAAGGAAGACAGCUUUGCUGAGCACCUGUUCUUGCACAUACUAGCUUGAAAACAAAGCAAGAAGUGGUGAUCUCUUUCUCAAGGGAGAUGGCCCAUCCUCUGGAAGCAUAAGCUCCUUUCAGGACUUCAUGGUUAACUACUUGCAGUAAUAUAAUUGUUCAGGUGGUGGGACCAGACACCAAAUAUCCAUCUCGAUUAUGUUCAAAGUUGACAUCAAGAGCCAAAGUUCUGGAGUUUGGUUGCAUCUUUGGAGCACUUUCUGAGGGACUGAUUGAAUGGGCAAUUCCUAGCAAGAAGAACAGUGGGGAAGGAGAAUGCCAGUGGAUUUGGACUGCCAUCAACUGCUUUUGGUGUCAAUACUACAGGAGGUCAGCAGCUAUCAGUCACCUCACCGGAAAAGGGCCUGUGUUGUGUCCAAAGGGGCAAGGGAAGAAUAAGGAAGACAUCUUCAAUUUAAUAAAUUAGGUUAAAGUUGAUCAGAAGAAACAGUUGGGGUUAAUGUCAUCUUCCCUCAGGACACAAGUAGAAGAAUUUUAGUUUCAUAAGAAGUAGAAACUAAUACCAAAGCAACCAAACCCAUUAGCACCAUUCCAUCCUGUAAAGGACCUUGAUCGGCUUUAUGGUUUGUGGAAUUGCAUUUGUCUACUUGUCUGCUAAUCUUUAAUCUAUGUUUUUUUGUUUAUUUGUUUUGUUUCCUCAGAGGCCCCUGCAAGUAAGCAGCAGGGCCAGGGGCUGAUUGGGGGAGGAAACUGGGGUAGUUAUGGGGUAACAGAAAAAAGCAGAAAGAAAAGGUCCACAAAGUGUGCCUAUUCCUCCUCCCCACAAAAUGGA
This is a messenger RNA of Balaenoptera acutorostrata (minke whale), 7342 nucleotides long. RefSeq names its product diacylglycerol kinase kappa (gene DGKK). The record is from RefSeq and is a predicted model, not a curated record. Lineage: Eukaryota; Metazoa; Chordata; Mammalia; Artiodactyla; Balaenopteridae. Gene Ontology annotation, molecular function: ATP-dependent diacylglycerol kinase activity. Bases 132 to 3833 code for a protein of 1233 amino acids. The transcript has 27 exons. Gene Ontology annotation, biological process: lipid phosphorylation; diacylglycerol metabolic process; intracellular signal transduction.